UUGGCACUAAACAAGUUGAUGAAAGAUGUGGUCUAAAUUUUCACUAGUUACUUACCAGGUAAGCAUGCAAACCAAUUACGCAAUCCCUCUUAAGGUCUGAAGUUUCCUACAAUCAUUAAGCACAUUUGCACAUCCAUGUUCUAAGAAAUAGGAAGUGCUUAAUUAGCUGGCUAGAAAGACUCAUAUGGAGGAGCUGAGUGAAAAUUGCUUCCAUGAAGCCACCUACCUAGACCAAGAAGGUCAAUUAAGAACUUCAAGAGUGCCCGUGGUUCAAGAACUCGCUCGGCGAGGAUUUAAACAUUUGCCUGAGAGAUUCAUAAGGGUGCACCCUGAACACGAUUUUGACGUUGUCAACUUAUCUUUGCUUAAUAAUGUCUCAGAAGUCCUACCAUCCAUAAGCAUGGCUAAAUUACGAGCCCGAUCUGAGUCCACAGACUGGACCCGAGAGCUGGGCGAGCUAGCAAGUGGUGCUAAUACUUGGGGUAUGCUCAUAAUCAAGGACCAUGGUGUGCCAGGGCAUGUUUUAGAUGGUGUGAAGGAUGUGGUCAAGGAGUUCUUUGGGUUGUCAUUUGAAGAGAAGAAAGCAAGCGUUGGGUCGUAUGUGAGUGUGGAUAACAUGGGGUACGGCCGGAACUUUGUGAAGUCGGAAGAUCAACUGUUGGAUUGGAUUGACCGUGUGACUGUGAAAGCAGCUUCUGUUGGAGCAACCCAAGGGCUCCAUGUUUGGCCUCAAAGGCCUGCCGAUUUCAGGCAUGCUAUAGAGCAAUACGUUCAUGAAGCAAGAACCAUCUUGAAUGACUUAUUGGAAGCCCUUGCCGAAGCCUUAUCACUAGAAAAACAUGUAUUCCUCCAAAAUUUUGACCCCAAAGACAGUGAGAUCAAUGUGAGAGUCAACUACUACCCACCAUGUCCUAGACCAGACCAUGCCCUCAGUCUAACUCCGCAUUCGGAUACCAGUGCCCUUACUCUUCUUAUGCAAUUUAACACCGCCAGAGGACUCCAGGUUUUGUAGGACAAGAAAUGGGUGAAUGUGUCUUGGCCACCAGAGGCAUUGCUAGUGAAUAUGGGAGAUUUGCUAGAGAUUAUGAGCAAUGGAAAGUUAAAAAGCCCAUGGCAUAGGGUUGUGACCCAAAUGCAUGUUGAGCGCUUCUCAGUGGCUUUGUUCUAUAGUCCAUCUCCCCAAACUUUGAUUGAUCCUAUAAGGGAUUGUAAUUCCUUGAAAUAUGAGGGGUAUGAGAAGGUGGUUGUGGUUGAUUAUUUGCAACACUUUUAUAGAGUUAGUCCUACUGCGGAGAAACAAGCCAUCAACUUUUCCAAAAGACCCAAAACCUAAUGAGGUGUGUGGGAUUUAAAAUGCUUUGUUAAUGUUGUUAUUUUUGUUAACCAAUAUGUUAGUUUGGAAUGUGAUCCUUGGUACCUAGCUCGGAUUUGAUUUGUUUUCAUAUGCGAAUCUAACUAGCACAGGAUUCAUGCGUAUUGCUUUUAAUUAUUAUAUGUGCUGCUUGGUUAUUAUUUGUGUGAUUUAUAGAGGCAACCAUGCCAGAAGCAAAUGCAAAAACAAAAAAUCAUGUGGGGUAGCAAAAAUUCGUCUUCUUCAGUCUUGACAAAUUUGUACCUACAAAAGACUCAACACUUUUUAUCGAGACCAAGGUCACAAGUGCCCCCAUGAGGUUUUUUUUUUUUUUUUUUUUUUUUUUUUUUUUGAGGGGGGGGCGCAAUGGAUCUCCGAUACCUAAGUCAGUGUCUCUGAAAUGAGUAAGUGCUUAGGUUUUGUAUGCGUAGCAUAAAACUUACCAAAAUUUGGUGGAGAUGAAGACAUUUAUAGGGAGGAGUGGCCGACCAUAAGGUUAGGGUUAUGCCAUACACAUAGAAACAUCCAUGAUUGUGAGGAGAUAAUAUUCCCAAUAUAUUAAUUAGGAGAUAAUAUCUUGGGAUGAUGAUAGAAACAUCCAUGAUAGUGAAAGGGAUUCCUUAUUUGAUGGAGUUGAUCUUCAAUUGGGAAUGUAUUAAAGAUAGGAUUCGGUGAUUUUUUUUUUGUCAAGAUAGGAUUUGAUGAUUAAUCCUAACUUUAAUGUCUUUAACUUUUCCAUGCCACAAGAAUGGGAGGUGAGAGUAGUCGUAGUCAACUUCUUGAACCUCCAAGUAUGUUGAGUUGUGCAUGGGAAUAAUUGUGUCCUGCUGCCCAUUUAAUAAGGGCAGUCUUAUAUUCUUCGGAAUAAAGUCCACGUGUCGUGUUUUGGAUUUUUAGAAUUAUUUUUUGCUCCACAAUAUUCAUUGCAGUGAAGAUCAAGAAAUUGGCUAGUUAGAAGAUUGCGGAGGUGAAGUUUUAGAUAGUAGCACAAUUUUCUUGCUCUUGGUUGUCAAAUGAGAAAUUAACAUAUUUUUAAAGAUUAUUUGUUAAAUCUUGGAAAUUAAUCUACAGAGAAUAUGUUAAUUUCUUUAUUUUACUUGUCAUUCAAAUUCAACCAAGACUAAGAUUAUUAUGAUACUUUCUAAAGCUCCGCCUCCUCAAUGAUCUAAACUUUUCUUUUUUGCUUUUGGUUUAGCCUGCUUUUGCAUCUAUACAACGAACUUCCUUUAGUAUUUUUGCUUUGGCAUUUUGCGUGGCAACCAUUUCAACUAGAUGCAUUUAAAUUCUAAAAUCAUGCAAAUGACUUGAGGUUGCCUCUUAAUAUGUCAUACUAAUUGUGCAUUCUAACAAGGCGACCCAUAGCCCACAUCAGAUUCUAUCUUUGCUCGGAAUUGCUCAGGGUUGUCAACUACAUUGCUAAAGAUGAACUUGGUACAGAGGAAGAGAAAGAAUUGGUAGAGAGAAAACAAGAGAGAUUGUAUUGAUUGAUUAGAGAAAAUGUAUACAACUGAACUUAAGAAAAUGAUAGCUAUACAAUCCCUUA
Messenger RNA from Malus domestica (apple), 2894 nucleotides. RefSeq names its product protein SRG1-like. Lineage: Eukaryota; Viridiplantae; Streptophyta; Magnoliopsida; Rosales; Rosaceae. The record is from RefSeq and is a predicted model, not a curated record.